Messenger RNA from Anguilla rostrata (American eel), 1778 nucleotides. Its product is annotated as POU domain, class 4, transcription factor 3. Gene Ontology annotation, molecular function: DNA-binding transcription factor activity, RNA polymerase II-specific; RNA polymerase II cis-regulatory region sequence-specific DNA binding. The record is from RefSeq and is a predicted model, not a curated record. NCBI's taxonomy places the organism in Eukaryota, Metazoa, Chordata, Actinopteri, Anguilliformes, Anguillidae. Gene Ontology annotation, biological process: regulation of transcription by RNA polymerase II. The transcript is spliced from 2 exons. Bases 122 to 1129 code for a protein of 335 amino acids.
GGUGGGUAGAGAUGCGUAGGGAGAGGCUCUGUCAUUCGAAAUAGCUCACACUAACAGCAGAAAGCCAGGGUCCAGCCAGCAUCUAUGUCAGGGCUACCUACCUGCAAGGUACUCAAGGAAGAUGAUGGCCAUGAACGGCAAACAACAUUUUUCGAUGCAUCCCACAUUACAGGAGCCCAGAUAUUCCAGCCUCCACUCAAAUCCGGAAUCUAUGCGCAGAGUUUGCCUUCCACCUCCACAGCUCCAGGGCAAUAUAUUCGGAGGUUUUGAUGAGAGCCUGCUGGCCCGCGCGGAAGCUCUCGUGGCUGUUGAUAUCGUCUCUCACGGCAAGACCCAUCCUUUUAAGCCAGACGUGACCUACCAUACCAUGAGUAGUAUUCCCUGCACCUCAACCAACUCUACUGUGCCCAUCUCUCACCCAUCCACGCUCACAUCACAUCACCACGUCCAUCAAACAUUGGAGGGAGAUCUGUUGGACCACAUUUCCUCUAGUCUAACAGUGAGUGGGAUGGGGGCACCGGAUCCGUCGGUGAUGUCGGCGCAAGUACACCAGCAUCAUCUUCAGACUAUGGGUCAUCUCCACCAAGCCAUGGGCAUGGGCCAUCCACAUUCCCUGUCCACGCACAAUGGGAUGACCUGCAUCAAUGAUGUGGAAUCUGAUCCUAGAGAGCUCGAAGCUUUUGCUGAGCGUUUUAAACAAAGGAGAAUCAAGCUUGGAGUUACCCAGGCAGAUGUCGGUUCUGCCCUCGCAAACCUGAAGAUACCCGGUGUUGGUUCUCUAAGCCAGAGCACCAUCUGCAGGUUCGAGUCCCUGACUCUAUCUCACAAUAACAUGAUUGCUCUCAAACCCGUACUUCAAGCUUGGCUAGAAGAGGCAGAGGCGGCAAAUCGAGAGAAAAACAGCAAGCCAGACAUUUUUAAUGGCAACGAAAGAAAGCGAAAACGUACUUCAAUAGCCGCUCCAGAGAAACGUUCUUUGGAAGCAUAUUUUGCGAUCCAACCCCGUCCAUCUUCAGAAAAAAUCGCGGCAAUCGCUGAAAAGCUGGACCUCAAAAAGAACGUGGUCCGUGUUUGGUUUUGUAAUCAAAGACAGAAACAGAAGCGGAUGAAAUAUUCGGCAGUACAUUAAUUUAAAAGUCUGUGAGGUAUGAGACAUAGCAUAUAGCAGGGAUGUAUCCAUGUCUUCAAGAACUUCACUAUUUAUACAAUUAACAGGUUAUCAUUUUAUUCAUUUUCAUUGGAGGUUUCAUUGUUUUGUUCCGCUGCGUUAUUUGUUUAAAUGUAGCCUACUAAAAUUGUAAAAUAUGUAUCGUGCACGAAGAUAAUCUGUUCGUCACUUACUUUGUUAACGCAUUGUAUUACUGUAUUUGAUUGCUGCUUCUAUGUUGUGACAUUACUUCAAUAUACUGCUUUGGUGUUUCAUAGAAUGAAAAUGCUAUUUAUUCUGAACAAAUCACGAUAUUGUCUGACUCUGACUGUAUUUGUACACUUUGAUCUAAACAUUUUCGGUAAAGACAGUAUCGUUUUCGUAUAUUAGCCUAUAGGCCUAACUGACCUGUGCUAAAAUAUUAUUUUAAAUAUUAGAUAGCCAACGCAUGAUUCCGGUUGCAUUCUGCAUGGACUGAACUACACAAUUAGGCUAAAACAUGAACGCAUAAAUUACAGGCAGUCUAGUUUAUGACGAAUAAAAAAUACAAUUUAACCACAAAUCAUUAUCUGCAGUAGGCCUACUGUUUUUUGUGUUUACAAUAAGAAUUUUUCAAAAGGACAACAAUUCA